CGAUGGAGGGGAGCACCGGGGAUGUUCCUUACCCGAUUCCUGCAGGGCUGCUCCUCCUCCUCCUCUGCCCCUGCGCUGUGUCGCACCGCAUCGCUUCGCUUCGCAGCUAUGGUGUUCCGCCGGUUCGUGGAGAUCGGGCGCGUGGCCCUCAUCAACUACGGCCCCCAGCAUGGCAAGCUGGUCGUAAUUGUCGACGUCAUUGACCAGAACCGGGCGCUCAUCGACUCCCCGGACAUGACCCGCACUCAGAUCAACUUCAAGCGCCUCUCUCUCACUGAUAUUACCAUCCCUGACCUCUCCCGCACCCCCUCGAAGAAGGUGCUCAAGGAGGCCUAUGCCAGCGCCGAGGUCGACCAGAAGUGGGCCAGCAGCGCUUGGGGCAAGAAGCUCGCCGUGCGUGCCAAGAGGGCUAGCUUGAACGAUUUCGACCGGUUCAAGGUUAUGGUGGCGCGCGUGAAGAGAAGCUCUAUUGUUCGUCGGGAGCUUGGAAAGUUGAGGAGGGAAAAGGCUUAGGUCUGUUGGACACCUGGCGGAUUGUUAUUUGUGGGCUUAGAGGGACAGCCUUUUGCCAAAUACAUGAGAGUGCAUCAAGCUAUCCAGAAUACUAUUUUCUCCACAUUCUUUCAAUAGAGUCAGCAAUCAUUCUUUGAAAUUUAAGAGUACUUACAUAUUUAUAUUAGUAAUUACUUAGAUUAGAGGAGGUAGGUGGAAGUAAGUAGAAGCAAAUAAAUUUAAUAAUAUCUUAUGGAGAAGCUUCUUAGAAGCUCUAUAGAUGUUGAUUUGACCUUCUAAGUGGUAGGUAAUUGAUAGGUCAAAAAUUAGACCAACAAGUUUCACAUGUUGUACAUAUUAACCAGUUGUUUCUUAGAUUAUGUUGUACAUGUUGGUCACUUGUAUAAGUUGUCACAUAUAUUGAAAACUUGCAUUGCAAGUUAGACUCA
This is a messenger RNA of Physcomitrium patens, 941 nucleotides long. The record is from RefSeq and is a predicted model, not a curated record. NCBI's taxonomy places the organism in Eukaryota, Viridiplantae, Streptophyta, Bryopsida, Funariales, Funariaceae.